Messenger RNA from Fulvia fulva, 192 nucleotides. RefSeq lists its product as uncharacterized. The transcript has a single exon. NCBI's taxonomy places the organism in Eukaryota, Fungi, Ascomycota, Dothideomycetes, Mycosphaerellales, Mycosphaerellaceae. The record is from RefSeq and is a predicted model, not a curated record. The coding region runs from base 1 to 192 and encodes 63 amino acids.
AUGCUGUCGACUAAAGUGCUUCCGCUGCUCUUGUCGGCCCUGCUGGUCGCUGCAGUGCCUCAAAAGCAUGAGCACUUGCAUAAUCGUGCAAGUGACUCAAGCACGGAGUACGAGUAUGUGGUGAUCGGGUCCGGUCCUGGAGGAGGCCCUCUGGCUUCUCGUCUUGCAAUCGCUGGCACAAGGUACUCCUAA